AUGGUUGAAAUAUUGAACUUAACUUAUAUCCGUAAUUUCAUAUCUAAUCAAUAUAAUUACAUUCCAUUUGGAAUUUGGAUAAUCGGUGCAUUGUGGGCUAUUCUACCACUUUAUGGAUACGGCAGAUAUACAUUAGAACCUCAUAAAACAUCAUGUUUAUUAGACUGGACUAAUAUGGAUCAAAGCAUGAAAUUAUAUAUGUUUUCACUCAUUAUAUUUGGUUAUAUCCUUCCAUUCAGUAUCGGUAUUUGGUCACAAUAUAAACUGAUACAGUAUACAGUAUUGGAUACAAAUAAAAAUAAUAAGAACACUAGGAAGAUUGAAAUCCUUAUAAAGUUGAAUAAUUCAAUUUUAUUAUUCAAUAUAUUUGGUUGGUUAUCUUAUGGUCUAUUAGCCAUUCAUUCAUUACUAUCUGGACAAAUAACAUUGAAUCCAUUUUCAUAUUGUAUUAUACAAUUGUUAGCAAAAAUUUCUCAAGCAUUUCUACCUAUAGCGUAUAGUUAUACAGAGAAACAAAUUGGACAAUGGAAUAAAGCAUAUAGUAAUAUAGAAUAG
Messenger RNA from Schistosoma spindalis, 555 nucleotides. NCBI's taxonomy places the organism in Eukaryota, Metazoa, Platyhelminthes, Trematoda, Strigeidida, Schistosomatidae. The record is from the annotation of a GenBank genome assembly.